AGGGGGGGGCCUGGCACCCCCUGACCCUGUCGGGCACCACCCAUCAGGAGUGGACCUGGCACCCCCUGUGGCCUGGCCGGUUGGUCAAAUAUCAACUUCAAUCUAUCACGGUGGCAGUCACGAGGAGUUGGAGUUGGAGUUGGAAGCGGCAUGGGCCUGGCUCCUGGCCGCCUGGGCACUGGCCCAAUUAAUAAAUACACCUUUAUUCCUGCCGCCAGACGCAGACGCCAAUACCGAGUCGUCCAGUCGCUCCUCCGUUUGUUCUGUUCCUUCUCCUGCCGCCGCCGCCGCCAGUCAAAAAAAAGACGAGGAAUCAAUCCAAGGAUUCAAGGAUGAGGCCAGCCAUGCGCUGAUGCGUAGCAGGCAGCAGCGUCUCCUGGAUUUGUGGUGGUUGACAUUCCAAGGUUGUCCCUUUAGAGGCCAUGAUGAAUCUCCAGAGUCAAUAAAUAGAGGUAACUUUAUUGAAAUGGUCAAGCUUUUGGCUUCCUAUAACACGGAGGUUAAUGAGGUUGUUUUGGAAAAUGCUCCCAAAAAUGCAAAAUACACUUCACCUGAUGUCCAAAAGGAAAUUCUAAGCAUACUUGCUCGAAAAGUGCAGAAAUCAAUUAGAGAAGAAAUUGGCAAUAGCAAAUUUUGCAUAAUGGUUGAUGAAGCUCGAGAUGAGUCCAAAAAAGAGCAAAUGGCGAUAGUCCUCCGAUUUGUCAACAAGGAAGGCCUUAUAAAGGAGCGUUUCCUUGAUCUGAUCCAUGUUAGUGAUACUACAGCUUUGACACUUAAAGAGUCAAUUUGUGCUGUCCUCUCAGCUAAUGGCCUAAGCAUACAAGAUAUAAGAGGUCAAGGUUACGAUGGGGCCAGUAACAUGAGAGGGGAGUGGAACGGAUUGAAAGCUCUAAUUCUCAAUGAGUGCCCAUAUGCAUAUUAUAUUCAUUGCAUGGCUCAUCAGCUUCAGUUGGCCCUCGUAGCAGCAUCAAGGGAGGUACAUGAGGUACACAAUUUUUUUCAGCAUGCAAAUUUCAUCAUAAAUGUUGUUAGUACUUCUCCUAAGCGCAACGAUGAGUUGCUAGCAAAACAAGCAGAGGAAAUUGCCCAUGAAAUUGAAUUGGGAGAGCUUGACACAGGACGAGGGGCAAAUCAGAUUUCCUCCCUACAAAGGCCAGGGGACACUAGAUGGAGUUCCCACUAUAGGUCUAUUCUAAGCUUAAAGAAGAUGUUUGGUGCCACAGUUUCAGUCCUACGCAACAUUGCUAAUGAUCGUUCAGUUUCAAAGUAUUCUCGGGGAGAUGCCAGUGGUGCCUUACGAAUCAUUGUCACAUUUGAUUUUGUGUUUAUUCUACUCCUAAUGGAAAAGAUUAUGAAGAUCACUGAUGUAUUGUGCCAGACACUCCAAAAGAAGAGCAUUGAUAUCUUAAAUGCGGUGGAUUCUGUUUCUACCACAAAAGUGUUGCUUGGUGAGUUGCGAGAUAAUGGUUGGGAACCUCUUCUUGAGGAGGUCAAAUUAUUUUGUGGAAAGCACGAAAUUGAUAUUCCGGAUCUGAGUAAGAAGUAUGUUUUUCCCCCCAAAUUAUUUAUUCUUUUGUUAAAUUGCACUUGUUCAUCAAUCAAUCCAUAUCUUCCCAUUUGUAGGUAUGUUGAUGAAUUGGCUGCAUCAAUCAGUACUGAUGAUAUUAUUACAGCAUAUGAUCUUGCUGCUAGUCGAAGAGCUAAAUUUAAAUUGAUAGAUAUGUAA
This is a messenger RNA of Setaria italica (foxtail millet), 1726 nucleotides long. Its product is annotated as zinc finger MYM-type protein 1-like. The record is from RefSeq and is a predicted model, not a curated record. Bases 353 to 1726 code for a protein of 457 amino acids. Lineage: Eukaryota; Viridiplantae; Streptophyta; Magnoliopsida; Poales; Poaceae. The transcript is spliced from 3 exons.